This is a messenger RNA of Halichondria panicea, 1802 nucleotides long. Its product is annotated as neuroepithelial cell-transforming gene 1 protein-like. Lineage: Eukaryota; Metazoa; Porifera; Demospongiae; Suberitida; Halichondriidae. Gene Ontology annotation, molecular function: guanyl-nucleotide exchange factor activity. Gene Ontology annotation, biological process: positive regulation of Rho protein signal transduction. The coding region runs from base 53 to 1633 and encodes 526 amino acids. The record is from RefSeq and is a predicted model, not a curated record. The transcript is spliced from 16 exons.
GGUACAUCAUUAUUUGAAAAGAGGAUUGUCAACACCCUUCACAAGUUACAAAAUGGAGUCUCCUCCUCUACCCAUGGAUGUGGGAGAUAUCAACGUGUGUCUUCUGUCAGCUAAGAAGAAGCGUAGUGCCUCAUCUCCUUCUCUGAGAGAGCUGGAUCAAAUGAGUUUAUGUUCGUUUCCAAGCAGUAUGUCUGUGGCUGAUGAGUUAUCGUCACUUGGAGAGAGGCCGUCAAGUUCGAGUCGUAAGAGGAAGCUCGAUGAUGACUAUGACACUCAGAGUGUGCUGGACUUCAGCAUGAAGGAGCCUUCCUCCAAGAGGGCCAGACGUCCACUGUCCAAGGUGUCCCUGUUUGGGAACAGGUUCAAGGACUCUCCACUCAUGCAAGCCAAGAAGUCUCUCAAGAGGUCAUUCAGCUUCUCUAGGGAAAACCCCUCCCCUGCUCGCAAGUAUAGGAUACCAGGAACACCUAAAGAGAAGAGUAUUGUUCGUAGACGGAGCUCCAAGAGGUCAAAGGUUGAGAAGCAGCACCUCCCCAGCAACUGGGUGGAUGUGAUUGGUCCAGAUGUGGGAGAGAAGUUCAGCAAGGAGCAGAUCAAGAGGCAGGAGGCCAUCUACUCGAUAAUCCGCACUGAGAGUGAGUUGGUGGAGGACCUCAAAAUGAUCAUCAAUAUAUUCUACCACCCCCUGCUGAGACUGCGUCUGAUAACAGAGGAGGAGCACUGUAAGAUAUUCGGCAACAUACAGACCAUCCUAGCACUGCACGAAGAAAUGUUCUCCAAGUUUGAGGAGUUGCGAUCACAGAGUGAUAGUGUGGACUCCAUCGGACAACUGCUCCUGGACUGGUCCUUAACUCUGUCGGGGCCGUACUCCCAGUACUGUGCCAACCUGGUGGUGGCCAAGCAAACACUGGAGACCAAGAGACAAGAGCCGGCCUUCGAGGAUUUCCUACAGAGGUGUCUGCAGUCAGACUUCUCACGGAAGAUUGACCUCUGGACCUUUCUAGACUCUCCCCGCACAAGGAUAAUGAAGUACCCCAUUCUACUCAAGGAGGUCAAGAAAAAGACUGCCAGAGACCACCAAGACCAGGAGCUACUGGAGCAAGCCGUGUCCAGUUUUGAUGGGGUGAUUAAGAACAUCGACCAUUGCGCCGGAGUGGCCAAGUGUAGAGACAUCAUCAACAGACUCGACUAUCUCCAUGAUGACCAGAGAUGCCCGGCCAUUGAUGAGUCCCAGUUCAUCUUGUGCAGUGGAGUUCUCAAGAACAAGAACAACUCGAAGCUCCACGUGUUCCUGCUGGACAAGGCCUUGGUUUUGACACGCCCCUCCAGUAGAACAGGCACUCUAUUAUACCAGGUGUGGCGUCAGCCCAUCCCUAUGAGUAGUCUCCUGGUUGAGAGUCUUGCUGACGGUGACGGGAGAGUCGGGGGAUCAUUUCGAGGAACAAGGGGACUCAAGACCACCGCCAACACCGGUGGUAAGCACCAGUUCAAGGUCUCCUGUUCUGACCCCACGGUGACCUCUCACGCCCACACACUGCAAGCUAAUGGCGACUAUGACAAGAAAGCGUGGUUGGACGCUUUCAAAACUGUCGUUACCGUCACUUGUAACUCUUCCCAUGUGACUGUCGUGUGAUGACAUGUUACAGGAGCAUAGGAGCUUUCAAAUGCAUUUUUAUCGUAUCGUUAAUGUAAUUUUUGUAUUCACUGUGGUCAUUCUUGGUCACUAAUGUUUAUUACAAUGGACCCUCUCUACUUCUAAUUCUUGGUGCACUAUUAUAAUUAUACGAUUAUUGUGAAUCAUG